AGGAUGGUGGAGGAGACGGCCGCCCCUCUCAGGAACGCAUCGUCCUCCCGUGGAAACGACGAGAGUCUCUUCUUCCUCUGGAGGCUCACUCUCCUGGCCAGCGUGCUCAUCACCACUAUAGUAGUAGACGUGCUGGGCAACCUGUUGGUCAUCGUGUCGGUUUUCAGAAACAGAAAACUCAGGAAAACAGGGAAUGCCUUUGUGGUGAGUUUGGCUGUAGCAGAUCUUGUAGUUGCCAUCUACCCUUACCCAUUGGUCUUAACUGCAAUCUUCAACAAUGGCUGGAUAGCAGGAAACAUCCACUGCCAAAUCAGUGGCUUCCUGAUGGGGCUCAGCGUCAUCGGCUCCAUUUUUAACAUCACUGGCAUCGCCAUCAACCGCUACUGUUACAUCUGCCACAGCCUUAACUAUGACAAGAUUUUCUCCAAAAAGAACACUGUGUGCUACGUGGUGCUUGUGUGGGCCUUCACCAUCCUGGCCAUUGCGCCCAACUGGUUUGUGGAGUCUUUGCAGUAUGAUGCCCGUGUCUAUUCAUGCACAUUUGCCCAGUCAGUCAGCUCGCUCUACACCAUCAUGGUGGUGGUGGUGCACUUCAUCCUGCCCAUCAGCAUUGUCACCUACUGCUACCUGCGCAUCUGGAUUCUGGUCAUCCAGGUGCGCAAACGGGUCAAACCUGACAACCGGCUCAAGAUCAAGCCACAUGACUUUCGCAACUUUCUCACGAUGUUUGUGGUGUUUGUGCUGUUUGCUGUGUGCUGGGCUCCACUGAACUUCAUUGGCCUGGCAGUGGCAAUCCAGCCCAAGCUGGGCCAGGCCAUUCCUGUGUGGCUCUUCACAGCCAGCUACUUUAUGGCCUAUUUUAACAGCUGCUUGAACGCAGUUAUCUAUGGUGUACUCAACAAUAAUUUUCGAAAUGAGUACAAAAGAAUUGUGCUCUGUCUUUUUAAGUUCCAUUGUUAA
Messenger RNA from Tachysurus vachellii, 960 nucleotides. RefSeq names its product melatonin receptor type 1A like (gene mtnr1al). Gene Ontology annotation, molecular function: melatonin receptor activity. Lineage: Eukaryota; Metazoa; Chordata; Actinopteri; Siluriformes; Bagridae. The record is from RefSeq and is a predicted model, not a curated record. The transcript has 2 exons. The coding region runs from base 4 to 960 and encodes 318 amino acids. Gene Ontology annotation, biological process: G protein-coupled receptor signaling pathway. Gene Ontology annotation, cellular component: membrane.